This is a messenger RNA of Acanthoscelides obtectus, 1250 nucleotides long. The record is from the annotation of a GenBank genome assembly. Lineage: Eukaryota; Metazoa; Arthropoda; Insecta; Coleoptera; Chrysomelidae.
UUAAUGCCACUGAAAGUUAGCCCGCUUUUAUGCACGCGUUUUUUGUCGCCUGUCGCGUGGCGACAAAAAACGCGUCGUUUUCUCAACGCAUUGCCUUGUAUGUAGCCAUUUAUGCAUCAACGACGGUGAGCCGCUCGAUGCCCGUGUCGCGGCGUUCUCAAAUUUGGUCGCCUGGAAUUUGAGAACGCGUGGCGACAGGCGUUUUGUAAUUGGUGGGUGUUGUCUAAAGACUGAAGACGUGUGCUACAAUGGAACAUCUGGAUGUCGAACUAUUCAUCGACGCAAUAGAAAAACGACCAUCUUUGUGGGAUUCAUCGUCAGGAGACUACAAAAACAGACAGCUUAAAAGAGACGAUUGGAAGGAAGUGUGCGAAAUUGUUAUCCAAAAAUUUGGGGAAAAAGAUGAAAAAGAAAGGCAGGAAAUUGGUAGAGAAGUUCAACUUAAAUGGAAAAGUCUGAGGGAUGCUUAUGCUCGUACCAUUCGACAGUCUAAGGGAAAAAAAUCAGGAGCGUCUGCUAAAGCUGUAAAAACGUACAUCUAUGCUAAACAAUUAGGAUUUUUACGAAAGGUGACUGGUUCCCGUCAGACAGAGAGCUCACUACCAAGUACAUCAAGAGAGGGCCAAGAAGAUAUGGAUGUUUCAAAGGACAUAAAUGACAUGCAAAGUACUUCAUCAGAUGUCCAACAUACUCAGUUCGACAGCCAAAUGGAAACUGGACGAACUCCUAGUAGAAGUACUCUCUAUAGAAGAAAGAAAUCAGAUUUAGAAAGUAAACUUGCAAGCUAUAUUGAUUCCCAUAACAGACAGCCAGCAUUAGCUAUACAAAGUCAACCACAAGAAACUGAUGGCAUGGCCUUUUUUAGAUCAUUACAAGCAAGUUUAGAUACGCUCACUCCGAAUGAGAAAUUGAAUUUUCGAAUAGAGGUCAUGCAAUUAUUAAGCCGAUAUACUAACAAACAACCAAAUCAGUAUAUACACAAUUUUCCAAAUCAUAUACCCCAUUACCAACCACAGCAAUAUCCAGUAAUGACCAACAUCUCUAAUAUACGUUUUAAUACGCCAGCACCUCCAUUCGCAUCAUAUUCUACAGUAUCAUCUGAGAUCACACCUCAUUUGCCUCAUCCUAAUACUGAUACUACUGAAUCACUUGCUGUGACGUCACCACAAACGCCAUUUUCUCCGACGGAAUCGGAAAAUUCAAUAAUUUCACAAGCCGAAUCACUAAUAUCACUGUUAUCAAAUCAAUAA